CCCCAAUGGGUUGACGCCCACCCAACUUGCUGUGGCACGUAUGUAGCAGGCACGUGAGAAGCAGUUCUUCAAAAACCCUGCUAUAAGUAUAGGCGAAACCCUAAUUUUUCCGCCAUAAACCCUAAACCUUUGUCUGGUAUUUGCUGAAACUCUCGGGAGUGAGUGAGUGAGUGAGUGAGUUCUUGAGAGGGACAGAGAGAGAUGGGAAGCGACAGCGAAGCAGAGAGGUCAGCGCACAAGGAGAAGGAGAAGAAGAAGUUGUCGGCUUUGGCUCCAAUUGCCAAACCCCUCGCUGGCAAAAAGCUUUGCAAGCGUACCCUCAAGCUCAUCCGUAGAGCUGCUGAGCACAAAUGCUUGAAGAGAGGAGUGAAGGAGGUGGUUAAAGGUAUCAGAAGGGGGGACAAGGGAUUUUGUGUUAUAGCGGGGAAUAUCACUCCUAUUGAUGUCAUUACUCAUGUUCCUAUAUUAUGUGAAGAGGCUGACAUACCCUAUGUGUAUGUUCCCUCAAAAGAAGAUCUUGCAAAUGCAGGCUCCACUAAGAGGCCAACAUGUUGUGUUCUUGUGCUAACCAAGCCCACCAAGGGAGAACUUGGCCAGGAGGAACAAGAAAAAUUAAAGGCAGAGUACACCCAGGUUGUAUCUGAUGUAUCUGGGCUGACUUCCACCCUUUUCUGAAGUGCAAAACAACUGCUGCGCAUAUUAUUAAUGUACUAAAUUUUGGUUGAUAUAACAUUUAGUUGUUCAUGCAUCGUUUGAAGUGGGAAAUAGACAAAAGCAUUGCUUUAUAUAUGUUAGAAAUGUGUUGUUGACUGGGAAA
Messenger RNA from Vitis vinifera (wine grape), 817 nucleotides. RefSeq names its product H/ACA ribonucleoprotein complex subunit 2-like protein. Gene Ontology annotation, cellular component: nucleolus; box H/ACA snoRNP complex. NCBI's taxonomy places the organism in Eukaryota, Viridiplantae, Streptophyta, Magnoliopsida, Vitales, Vitaceae. Gene Ontology annotation, biological process: rRNA pseudouridine synthesis; snRNA pseudouridine synthesis. Bases 202 to 675 code for a protein of 157 amino acids. The record is from RefSeq and is a predicted model, not a curated record. Gene Ontology annotation, molecular function: box H/ACA snoRNA binding. The transcript is spliced from 4 exons.